AUGCAUUCACCACUUCUCAUGUUUCCUAUGAAAGAAGAAAAUAAUGUUUGUUUUUUCAGUCUUGAAAAUAAGAGAGAAUUUGAACUUGAAGCUCGUUUCGAAAAGCUUCAAGAAUGGCGUUUUGUAGGGUCAUCUCAUGGAUGGCUUUUGCUUUUGGACGAGAAAGCCGAUCCCAUUCUCUUGAAUCCUUUUUCAGGAAUCAGUUUUCAACUCCCUGGGAAAGAGACUUUUCCACAUAUUCAUAGCAUCCAAGAAGUCAGGGACGAUGUCUUUAAAGUCCAUUACAAAUUUAGGAAUGAUUCAGUUUUCUACGAUUUGAAAACUCUUCGAAAACUUCUGAUUGUAAAGGCUGUUUUGUCUACCAGUCGACCGUGCAACACAAACUGCACGGUGAUAAUCAUGUACGACGUUCUUCGCACGUCAAGGCUCGCUUUCUGCAGGCCAGGACAAAGUGGAUGGACUGGCUUUGGUGGUGAAAUUGAGUCAUAUUAUGACAUUUUAUGUAAUGCUAAUACAUUGUAUACACUUGGAGCUGGACCGUCAGUUGAAGUAUGGGAGUUGGAUGAAUUUGCUCCAAGAAGAAAGAUGGUUAUUCAAGCUCGUUGCCCUCCAAAUUGGACAGAAGCCCAUCAAAUUUACCCUUCUGAUCUCUACUCUUCAAAAUGUUACUUGGUUUUCUCCUCCGGGGAGAUGUUUCUUGUUGCGAGGUAUAUUGGAGAGUUUGUUAGGUACGAUGGAGAGGUAGUUUACGAGGGAGAUACUCUAACUGAUUACGCGUCCAAUACUUUAAUAUGUCCUUACAAAACAGUUCAAUUCCACGUCUACAAACUCGACUUUGAUCAGAAAGUGGAAUCUUUGAAUGGUUGUGCUCUAUUUGUGGGUGGAAAUCACUCCAUAUCUGUAGUGGCUAAGGAUCAUCCUGGAUGCACGUCGGAUGCAAUUUACUUUACUGAUGAUUACUUGGAAAGAAUGGAUGAGGAUUACUCUUAUGGAGGUCACGACAUGGGAAUCUUCAAGUUAGGAGAUGGAAGUAUAGAGCCAUUGUUGGACUGCGAUCAAGAAAGGAUUGAGCCUCCACCAUUUUGGAUUGUACCUAACUAG
This is a messenger RNA of Fraxinus pennsylvanica, 1101 nucleotides long. The record is from the annotation of a GenBank genome assembly. Lineage: Eukaryota; Viridiplantae; Streptophyta; Magnoliopsida; Lamiales; Oleaceae.